Molecule: messenger RNA, 735 nt
Organism: Acanthosepion pharaonis
Lineage: Eukaryota; Metazoa; Mollusca; Cephalopoda; Sepiida; Sepiidae
Source: the annotation of a GenBank genome assembly
AUGUUUUUUCUUUCUUUCUUUUUUCUUUCUUUUUUCUUCCUUCUUUCUUUCUUUUCUUUCUUUUCUUCUUUCUUUCUUCUUUCUUUCUAUCUCCUUGUCUUCUUCUUCUUCUUCUUCUUCUUCUUCUUCUUCUUCUUCUUCUUCUUUCAAUUUACUUACUCAAUCUCUUUUUUUUCUUUUUUUUUUUUUUUUUUCAGGCUUUCAUUUUUUUUACUCUUUUUUUUUUCCCUUUCUCUAUUUGGAAUAUCUUGCUUUUUUUCUUCCUAUGUUUCAUUUAUCACUUCCUUUCUUUUAUUCAGUUUUCUAACACUUCUGUCUUUUUCUUUAUCUUUAUUCAUUCCCCUUCUUCCUUUCUCUUCUUCCGUUUUCUUUCGUUUUUCUUCGUUCUCUCCUUGCUUCAUGUACUUUCUUCUUUUCUUCCUUAUCUUUGUUCCUUUUCUUCUUCGUUUCUCUUCUUCCGUUUUCUUUCUCUUUUUCUUCGUUCACUCUUUAAUUCUUCCUCUUUUUUUCAUUAUCUUUAUUCCUUUUCUUCUUCCUUUCUCUUUUUCUAUUUUCUUCGUUCUCUUUUUGCUUCUUUUACUUUCCUCUUUCCUUCAUUAUCUUCAUUCUUUUUUCUUCUUCUUUCUCUUCUUCCCCCCUUUCUUUUACUUUAUUCUUUUCCUGUCGCGACCUACGCCAUCGUCAACGCCCGAAGCUCCUGCCAAAACGUCCGCCCAUGAAGAAAUUGCAGUUUAA